AAAGAGCACCACGUAGCUUAUAUUUUUCUAUAUUGGGAGGCAAUGAUGAGCAGUUAAUUUAUCUACUCUGAGCCGUUUGUUUAAGUUCCCCAAAAGAACCAUUUCUCCAGAAGACAACCAAAUUCUCGUCGGAAAAACAGUAAGUAUGAGUGACAACCGGAGCCAAAGACGGCGGGUUAAUUCGGACGGAGAUUCGUCGGAGUCAGGAGAUUCUGGAAUAUACAAUGAGAGGAUUCUGAUCCUUGUAUUUGCGUCAAUGAAUUGGGAUAUCCGUACGCUCUGUCGAACGGCGUCGGUCAAUAGGAAACUCCGUGCAGUGGCGAGAAGGAUUUUAUGGAGAGAGCUAUGCGUGUAUCGAGCUCCACAUAUGAUAACGGCGUUAACUGAUGGAGCUCCGAGCGGUAGAAUUGGCGGGGGAUGGCAGGCGAUGGCAAAAUUGAUGUUUUUCUGCAACGGAUGCCAAUCGACCCGGCAUUUCCAAGUGGUUGAACCGGAACCGGGUCACUUCGUGAAAACAUCACGGUUUUCGAAAACGUCGGGUCGGAGUUUUUUGGUGAAGAAAUGUAGAAGUGAUCUGCUGUACGUGAGCGAUCCGUGUGAGCAUCCAACUGGGAAUGAUGAUUUGGGGCUAUUCAGAGGGGUAUUUUGGGGAUUUAUGAAGUCAAGGACAAGGGCGUGUUUGAUCCGAAGAAGGGUGGAGCUUGAAGAAGGAGCUAAGUGUCCAUUCUGUCGAGCUCGGGUUUGGAGUAUGACGGCGGCGCAGCUCAUACCCAAAAGUGCGGCUCGGCGGCUGGGUUCGAUGGAGACUGGAUUGGAGUACUUUGUGUGUGUGAACGGACACUUAUAUGGAGCUUGUUGGCUGGUUCCUUUAUCGUCUGAUGAAGAAAAGGACGGUGAUGGUGAUGAUGAAGAUGAAGAUGAAAAUAGCAGUGAGGAAACUGACCGGAGAUUCGACGGCGGCGAUUAUUUUCAUGGUGGGAAUCAGAUAAUGAUAAAUGGGUCUCUCAAUGGUUUGCAAUACGGGCUUACAGCUUGAUGGCGCCGCCGGAGGACGUGCUUUUCCGGCAGCUCUUUUUCGGCUUGAAAUUUUUUGUAGUUCAGCUUGUUAUGUUAAUCGAAUCAAAAUUUUCAGUUUUUUCGGUUAA
Messenger RNA from Capsicum annuum, 1145 nucleotides. RefSeq names its product EID1-like F-box protein 3. The record is from RefSeq and is a predicted model, not a curated record. The transcript has a single exon. NCBI's taxonomy places the organism in Eukaryota, Viridiplantae, Streptophyta, Magnoliopsida, Solanales, Solanaceae. Bases 146 to 1036 code for a protein of 296 amino acids. Gene Ontology annotation, molecular function: protein binding.